Messenger RNA from Daktulosphaira vitifoliae (grape phylloxera), 2583 nucleotides. RefSeq names its product transcriptional adapter 3-B (gene Ada3). Gene Ontology annotation, biological process: regulation of transcription by RNA polymerase II. Lineage: Eukaryota; Metazoa; Arthropoda; Insecta; Hemiptera; Phylloxeridae. Bases 190 to 2322 code for a protein of 710 amino acids. Gene Ontology annotation, cellular component: SAGA complex. The transcript is spliced from 10 exons. Gene Ontology annotation, molecular function: transcription coactivator activity. The record is from RefSeq and is a predicted model, not a curated record.
UCUUAUAGAAACAAAUUUGAUUACAGUAUUAAAUAUCAUUCAUAUAAUUAAUAUUGACUUUGCUGUACUCUUGCUAAGUUUUAUAUGACUAUAAAAUAUCUGUGUGUGCAGUUUUAAAUGAAGAAUUUGUAUAUGUAAAAAAUGAUUUUUAGAUAAUUGUAUCGUCGUUAAUUAACUGUUCAAUCUUCAAUGUCGCCUAAAAAAAGAUCUCGACGAGGAGGAAGAAGUGGACGUGGUAGAGGAGUAUCAAAAAGAGAAGGAUUUAAUAAAAAUGGCCAAUCUUUAUCACCUGACGAAUUAAAUAAUGAUGAAAACGAAGGUGAAGAAUUGCCCACUGAUAUAUCAUUUAAACAUAUUAAAUCCCCAAUGACACCUCCCAAACCUAAGAUAGAAGAGGUAUUUGAAGAAAAAGAACUUUCAUUACCACGUUUGAAAACAACAAAUAUUCCAGAAAACUCAACAUAUAUGUCAUUGUUGUCUCGAGAGCAAAACUCUGGUUACAUUAUGACUGAUGAUGAACUAGAUCAUCUUCAAUGGGAUCUUGAAUCAAUGUUAACUGCCGUUAAUGUACGUAAACAAACUAUCAAAGAUGAACUUGCGACAUUUGCUUCAUUGCAGUUAGCACGCUCUCAACAAAAAAGAACAAAAGGUUCAAGAUACACAAAAAUUAGACCAAGAGCUGCAGCAGAAAUUUCUCCUGUAAAUGAAUGUCGUAAAAUUAAAGUAGAAUUUGACCCUUCAGCCAAAGAAUUACCUCCAAGUAAAAACGAUUCAGCAAACAAAUUUUGGACAAUGGUUGAACCUUAUGUAGCACCAAUUGAAAAAGAAGAUCUUAAUUGGCUGGAAGAUUUAGUAAAAUCAUACAGCUCCAAUAUGAAGCUAUUUGAAAUACCUCCUUUGGGAGAACAUUACACUAAGCAAUGGGCAAAAGAAGAAAUGGAAUUUCAAAAAAAUCAAUCCUCUUGCUCACCACGGCCAGCUAAAAGGCUCAAAUUAGCAGAACGAGUUUCCCCUGAAGUAGUUGAACUUGUGAAUAAAGUUAACUAUGUUGUGCAUGAUGGUUGUAGUUAUACACCAUUAUUACAAAGACUUACAGCUGCUCUUGUUGAAGAAACAUCAAUUUCACUUGAAGAGCUUGAAGAAGAUUUUCAUGAUAUAGAAGAAUCUGAAGAUAAACCUCAAGAAAUGAGCAAUGUUUGCACAGAAUUUUAUGCUGAACAAUCUAUAAGAAAACAAUUGGUAAAAUUAGGAUUGUUGGGGCGUAAAUGUAAAGUUCCACCUCCACCUCCUCCACCAUCCUUACCAAAAAAUGAUGACUUUGAUGAAGUACUAGAUGAACUAAAAAAAUGUGAAGCUUCAUUAACUGACCUAAGAGAAGUGAAUAAAGAACACUUAUCUCAAUUAUUGGAAAAAUGCCGUCAAGAAUUCUGUCGCCAAAUUGUCAAGAAUCAACUUGAAAAAGUGAAUGAUGAAAUUUUACAUUUCAAAAGGGAAAAAAAUGAGUCACUCAACAAAGCUAAAAAAAUUUCCCAAGUUCGUAAAGAAGAUGAACAAUUAGCAAUAUUGUUACAACAAAGAAGUGAUUACUUGAGACAAUUACAAAUGAUGGGACCUGAGCCUGGUUAUCAGCCAGCUUUUUUAUCAGAUGAAUCAGAACUAAGUGAAGAAGGAUCUUACCCAACUAAACUGUUUAUUAAAAAAGAAUUAAAUACUGAUACUGAACAAGAAAUAGAUUUUGAGCAGCAUACUGACAUAAAUUUAGAAAAGCCUAUGAUGAUUAACAUCAAACAAGAAGUUGUUGAAAAUGUUUCUAUAAAAGAGAAUAAAAUUUAUAAUGUUUCAGAAGCUAUUGGUUAUGAACACAAUGAUGUAAAUGUUGAAUCAAUUGAAAAUGAAGAAAAUAAGAUAAUAAAUGAUGAAAGAGAUGAAUAUGAAAAAAUAGAUGAUACUAGUGAUCACGGAGAUUUUUAUAUUGAAUCAGAAAUAGAAACAAAAGAAUGUGUAAAAGCAAAAUUUAAAAUAAAAAAGCAGGGUAGAACAAAAGAUUUAGAUACAAAUAAAUUAAAUUUAAUGACAACGCGCCAUAGUGUAAAAACAAAACAAAGUUUUCUAGAAAAUGAUGUUAAUACUAAAGUUGAAUCACGUAAAUCUUUUAAAAUUAAACAAGAACCUGAUGAUGAAAACUCUUUAGAUUCCUCGGAUGUCUAUUGUGGUAUUAAAAGAGAACUUAGACCUAGAAAAGGAAAACAUGAACCUAUUUAUUUUGAACCAUAUGAUGGUGACACUAGUGAAACAACUGAAUCAUCUGAUUUAUCUGAAUAAUUCUUAAAUAUAUGUUUACAUAUAUACACAAUUAUAUAUUUUUUUAACUAAAUAAAUAUUGAUUUUUUUCAAUGUAUGUAUUACAUUUAAAAAAUAGAUUGUUUGUAUUAAAUGAGUAUUUUUAUAGUUAAUUUUUAUUCUUAUGUAAAUAGUUUAUAAUUUUACAAAAAAUUGAUUAAUUACAAGUUAUAACUAAGAAAAUAUGAUGUAUGUAUAAUUUAAAAUUAAGAACUAAUAUAAUUAAUAAUUUUUUUCUUUUAA